AAGACGUUUUCCCAGAAGUCAGUCCUCACUGUGCAUGAGAGAACUCACACGGGGGAGAGACCAUAUGAAUGUAAGGAAUGUGGAAAAACAUUUUGCCUGAAGUCAGCCCUCACUGAACAUCAGAGAGUUCACGUGGGGAAAACUGUAUAUAUGUAAUGAACGUGGAAGAACCUUUUGCCAGAAAUCAGCCCUCAACAAGCAUCAGGGUACUCAAAUGGGAGAAACCAUAUGAAUGUGAUGAAUGUGGAAAAACCUUUUCACAGAGGUUAGUCCUCACUAUACAUCAGAGAACUCACACAGGAGAGAGACCAUAUGAAUGUGAAGAAUGUAGGAAAACCUGCCAGAAGUCAUACCUCACUUUACAUCAGAAAACUCAUGCAGAAGAGAAACCUUAUGAAUGUAAUGAAUGCAGGAAAACCUACCAUAAGUCAGUUCUUAUUGUGCAUUACAGAGUUUACACAGGAGAGAAACCCUAUGAAGGUAAUGGGUGUGGGAAAACCUUCAGCCAGAGGUCACACCUCAGGAAGCAUGAGAAAACUCAAGAGAAGAGAAAUCCUAUAAAUGUAAUGAAUGUGGGAAAAUAUUUUGCCUGAAGUCAGCCCGUGAACAUCAGAGUUCACACAGGAAAAACUGUAUGAAUGUAAUGAAUGUGGAGGAAACUUUUGUUAUGGGUCACGCCUCAGCAGGCAUUGGAGAACUUACACAGGGAAGAAAUCCUGUAUGGCAGAGACUGACUAAGUGGUCCUAAGACCACUUUCUUUUCCCUGGACACUGAGUUAGCCUGCAUUCUCAGUCUCACCUUAUUGUGUGCUCUUUUCAGGGAAAUAUGAAGAUCAAUGAUGAAGAUUACUUUGAAGCCUGACUACAAAAAAUGUCCAUGCAGUCGUCCCUGGUUUAUCCUGCCCUCUGGGGCUGAAGUGCAGAUGACCCCCAGGGUGGCCUUGGAGGCAUAGACUUUUUUCCAAGGUAGAGAUGAAGAAAGACUUUCUGGCUAACUUCAAGAGACACACACCCAAUGAUAGAACCAGAAGCAGAGCUGAGAAAGACCAGAAGCAACAGCAAGCUUGGCAUGAGCUGGAAGGUCUUUGAUGGAAUGACAGACACCCUGUGGGAAUAAAAUGAGUUACUUCAAAAACAGUUGUCAAUUCUUAAAUUUCACAAUUUUCCUGGUUUGCUUGUAUAUUUCUCUGACCAUCCUGUCUAUGCUCAGACAUCUGGUGCUCAGAGGUGAAUAGUUGGCUGCAAAAUGUAGCAUUCUUUACUGUUCUUUGCUCUAGGUAAAAUGUAGUCCUGUAAUCCCAGAAAAGCACAUAUGUGACGGAAGAAAUCAAAGAACUAAAUAAAUGGAAAGAUACACAGGCA
This is a messenger RNA of Galeopterus variegatus (Sunda flying lemur), 1362 nucleotides long. Its product is annotated as zinc finger protein 182-like. Gene Ontology annotation, biological process: negative regulation of transcription by RNA polymerase II. Bases 156 to 593 code for a protein of 145 amino acids. Gene Ontology annotation, molecular function: DNA-binding transcription repressor activity, RNA polymerase II-specific. The transcript has 2 exons. The record is from RefSeq and is a predicted model, not a curated record. Lineage: Eukaryota; Metazoa; Chordata; Mammalia; Dermoptera; Cynocephalidae.